AUGGGUCGUAAAAAAAUAGAGAUGAAAUUGGUGAAGAACAAAGAUGCUAGGAAUGCCGCAUUUUCUAAACGAAGGCAAGGUCUCUAUAAGAAAGCAAGUGAGUUAUCAGUUCUUUGUGGUGCUAGAGUUGGAUUGCUUGGAUUUAGUCCCGGGGGUAAUCCAUUUGCUUUUGGUUCUCCAUCUUUUCAAGUCGUGAUUGAUGAGUAUUUUCAUGAAGGAGACGUUGAGCCUUUUGAAAAUGAAGAGAUCGACAACCUCAACCAAGAACUCAAGGCUUUGAAAAAAGAGAUAAAGAUGGAAGAAAAAAAGAUAGAAAAAAUUGAUCAAUGUAAAGUCCAUAUUGUCCCUGUUGAUCUUAGUUUGAAGGAACUUCAAAAAGUGAAGGCUUCAUUGAAUGAGAUCCAAGGUGAAAUUGAGGCAGCCUCAUCUCUACUCCUCCUUGCAAAGAAACCUCUGUUCAUUGUUCAAGGUUAA
Molecule: messenger RNA, 474 nt
Organism: Lathyrus sativus (Indian pea)
Lineage: Eukaryota; Viridiplantae; Streptophyta; Magnoliopsida; Fabales; Fabaceae
Source: the annotation of a GenBank genome assembly